AUGAGUACCAAACGACGUAAACCCGAAGAUUCAAUAACGCCAGGCCGAAAGCGGGCAAGGCGGGAGCCCACGGUGGAUCAGGUACGUUUAUUUUAAUUUGAUUUUUGUGUUUUUAGGUAACAAAUUAAAUUAUUUUAAGCAAUUUGGGUAAUAACUGUAUAAAUUUAUUGAAAAGCUUUAAAACAGCAAUUUAAAUAGGUAUGAAUGGUUAUUCUAAAACUUUUUUUGCUUAACUAUUAGUUUGUCAAUGUGAAGUUACCUUGUUUUAGUCUGGAAUGUGUCAAUCUCUUUUCAACGCCUUGAAGGCGGCGCGUGAUGAGGAGGGCAGUCUCAUAUCAGAAACCUUCAUGAGAGCACCAUCACGAAGAGCUGAUCCAGAGUUUCACUCUACUAUUCAGAAGCCUAUCGACAUUGGGCGGAUCUCACAAAAGCUAAACUCUGAUGAUUAUGCCACUUUUGAUGAGAUUUGUGACGACUUCGAGUUGUUGAUCAAGAAUUCGUUGAGCUUCUACAAGGUAUGAAAAGGACAUACUUUUUUCUUUUUAUUUAGUUAAAAUUAGUGUUUUUUAAUUGCGCUGUGUAAUAUAUUAUAUAAAACGUUAGUAAAAACGUAGGUGAUGUUUAAAUGUAAAAUUUAACAUUUCAGGGUGAUUCUCAAGAACGAAGACAUGCUUUGGCCCUUCAGAAGGCAUUAAGAGAUGAAAAAGAAAAAAUUUUGAAUCCUGAAGAAGGGACACCUCUAAAAACGCCGAAAAGGUAAUUUUUAACCUACAUUUAUUUGCAAAAAAAAUAAAUUUAAAACAAAAAUUAUUUUUAAAAUUUAAAUUUGACGAAUUAAACUAAAAACCGUUUUUAUAGCGAACCAGUCGAUCCCUGGCGAUUCCAAGCCGUCAUUUGUGCCAUUUUGGAUCUCACAGACAAGCAAGGACGUCUGCUAUGUCCGCCGUUCCGAAUUCUGGCUCCAAAUGACAAAUUUCCCGAGUACUACGAAGCCAUUCAGAAUCCGAUUGAUUUGAAACGGAUAGCUGAGAAGGUUGAUGAGUACACAAGCUGGAAGGAAUUUCAAGACGAUCUCAAGUUACUAUUUAAGAACGCCAAAACAUUUAAUGAACCUGGCAGUGUUAUAUACAAAGACGCAAUCCAGCUGAACCAGUUCGCCAAUGUGAAGUGCGCUGAGUUUAAAGAAGCUAAGAAGAUCACGAAUAAAGAGUAGGUUGUUGAUUAUUUAGCAUUUAAUCUUUUUUAGUAAACUUUGUGAUUUCUGAUGGGUUAGUGACUUUUUGAUACCUAAAAUAAGGUUUUUCUUCUCUUUACUAGAAGAAAUUUUACAUUACAGUGCAAAUAAAAACAAGGAAAUGAUAGCUGAAUUGCUAUCACAAAGCUACGAAGAGGAUGAUGAUGCGAUCUCAGAGGAUUCAGAUGACGACAAUCAAGAGUCGGUGUCAGAUGAGAUGAAAAAGCUUUAUUGGAAAGUUCGAGAUUUUAAAAAAGAUGGUCGAGAACUGAGUGAGAACUUUAUGAAUCUACCGGAGAAGGUGUAAGUAGAAGUUAGUUAAAAAGGUUUUGAGCUUAUAAAUUCUGUUGCUGGUAAAUAGGUAACAGAUUUAGGCUUGAUUUCUCAAAAAUAACCAUUUGAUUUUUAAAAAUAUUGGUUUAAUGUACCUUCUUUAGUCACUAUCCGGACUAUUACGAGGAGAUCUCAGACCCAAUGUCAUUUUAUUUGAUCAAUAAGAAGAUGAAACAAGGAAAGUAUGACAAAAUUGACGAAUUGGUACAGGAUAUUCACAAAAUAUUCUGUAACGCCAUGUCUUACAAUGUGCCGCAAAGUGACAUAUAUGAAGAUGCUGCCGAGUUGGAGGAGGUUCUGAUCAACACGGUCAAGCAGAUGGGCCUUCGUGUGGAUAUUAAGGUAUUUUUUUUGUAUUUGAGCUUUUUUUAGAAUUUGAUGAUUAUCGAUACCUAAAUUUCAUAAAUUUUGUUUGAAAAUUCUAAUCUACUUAAAUUUAGCCAUUUACGGAUCCACCAGAAGAAGAGGAAGAACAGUCUUUCCAAGAACCAGCAGAACCUCCACGGAAACCACGCAAACCUAAAAUCGAAGUAGUGGAAGCCUUAUCCACAACGUCAUCGAGUCCUCAGCCAGUUCGCGACCACCAGUUAAGCCUUACUUCAGAUGACAACUCAAACCUUGAAGCUCCAGGGUCACCGAAAAAGAAGCGUGGCGUACCACCCAGCCGAUUGCCAACCGCUAUCGAAACCCGGAAGAUGUUGAUCCCAAAAAGAUCAAAACGAGAUCCAAAUGGGCCGAGAAUGAAACCAGGUCGAAAGUCCUUUAACGAAAUCCGAGAACGAUACAAGUUGAAGUUGAUGGAAGUUAUUGAAGGGAUUCAGAAUCUGAACGAAAACGGCCGAAAGUUGUGCAAGGAGUUUUUGUAUCCACCGAACAGGAAAGCCUUCCCAGAAUAUUAUGUCGAAAUCGAGAAUCCGAUUGAUUUGACCACGAUUAAGCAUAGGAUUCAGAAUGGAGAUGUGAGUUUGAAAAAUAAAAUUUUUGGAUAAUAUUUAUAAUUUUUUUGUUUUUAAAAUUUUAAAAGAUAUGUUGAUUACAAUCUGCUUUUUUAGUACAAAACGUCGGACGAAUUCUUGGAAGAUAUCAAAUUAAUGUGCAGAAAUGCCCGCCAAUUCAACGAACCUGGAUCUCAAAUCUACAAGGAUGCGAACACAAUCGAAAAACACGGUCAAAGUUUACUGGCAAUGUUCACAAACAACACACCAUUGUACUUCCCACCACCUAGCAAGUAAGUUUUUAUUUUUAAUGUUGUCGCUUUGAGGUGAUUUUUUUAAAAUUUUUGUUUGUUUUGCGUUAAAAAGUUGUCGUAAAGUGUAUAUUACAUCAAACAAAUGUUUUAAACUGUAUGUCGCUUGAAAAACACCUUCUAUUAAUAUGUUCAGAAAUUCCAGAAGGCAGCCGACUUACUUUAAUGGCGAUUUGGACGAAGAAGGCUCAUAUGUAUAUAGACAAUCGCCGAAAAUCAAAAGGGAAAGACCUUUACCGCCAACACCACAACGUCUAAAUGGACUUCAACAUCAUAUGUUGUCCAUACUGGAUGCCAUUUUGAGUUAUCAAGGAGAUGGAAAUAGAAUUUUAUCUGAAAAGUUCUUACGGUUACCAUCGAAAAUGGUAAGGAAUUAAUUUUGUGGAGUUUUUUGCAAAAAAUCAAUUUUCGAUUUGAUUUUUUAAAUAAACUUUGAAUGGUUUUUACAGAAAUUUCACGAUUGCUUUAAAUUUUAUUUUUGUUAUUUCAGGAGUACCCAGAAUACUACGAAAUUAUCAAAAAACCCAUGGACUUGAGCAGAAUUCGCCAAAGAAUUGUCUACAAACCCUACGAAUCUCUGCGCCUUUUCCUGAACGAACUCAAUUUGGUUUUCGAAAACGCCUGCAAAUUCAACGAACCAGAAUCCGAAAUCUAUCGUGAUGCCAUAACGCUACAAAAAGAACUCAUGGAAAUCAAAGCCGAACUUUUCGAAGAAUCUACAGUACCGUCCGUACAAGUACAAGUCAAACGAAUCCUCACGAAUCUGCUGGUCUAUGUGAAUACAUUUGCGGAAAACGACCGAAUUCUAGCUCAUUCAUUUGCCGAUAUCAAGGAUUUGUUUGCCAAGAAUGGCAUCAAAGUUGCGGAUAUGCCUUUCACGUUUGAACAAAUGAAGAUCAAUGUUGAUAAGGGGCGUUAUCGACGAUUGGACAGAUUCCAAGAUGAUUUGUUUGCGUUCUUCACUAAGAUCAGAGAUAUUACAGCGCCGACUAGCCAAAUUUUUGAGGAUUCAAUCAAACUUCAGCAAGCUUUUAUUCAGAAGAGAGAUGAACUGUGUAAAACAGUCCUAGUUUCACCGGCUACAACGUUCAAUGACAGCAUGUUGAACGAUGAAAUUGAAGCACAAAAGAAGGAGCAUCGGAACAAAGCAAAGGAGGAAAAGAACAAGGAUGAAAAGGUUGCGGUGGCAAAUGAGGAAAAUGUUAGUUUUUAGGCUUAUUGCAUUAUGUUGAAGCUUUUAUUACUAAUUUUUUUGAAAUUUGGGUUAGAAAUUUAUAAUAACCGUAAUUUUUUCAGAAAGAGAAGGUGUUAGACAGCGUGAAAAAAGAUGGCAUCAAGUAUCUUCCAGGCGAUUAUGUAUAUGUUACCUCUGACAAAGAACGGCAUAUAAUUAAAAUCCAGACUAUCAAGGAUGUGCCAGACGAAAAGGAGCUUUUGAUCAGUGGAAAAUGGGUCUACAAACCGUCACAAACCUUCCACUUGGCCACAAAGAAGUUUUAUCCACAUGUAAGGCUUUUAUAAAUCUAUAUGGCUACAAAAAUACUUUUGAAUUGCAAUAUUUUUUUACGAAAAUUUUAUUUUUAUGCAUUAAUAUUGAGUUUUAGGAAGUUUUCUUGACACCAUUUACCGCCAACAUCACUGUUGAACGUCUCGAUGGAAAAUGCGUAGUAAUGUUUGUGGAUGACUAUGUUACCUCAAAACCAAAGGACUUUGACGAAAAGGACAUUUACCUAUGCCAUCAAGAGUAUCUCGGUCGUCGUCAACACUUCCGACGAAUUCAAACUUGGCCAUUUCCGGACGAAGCCGAAAAGUUCAACUUUGAAGCCAGACCAGAAGAACUUGAAGUUGAGAAAACAGAAACUAGCGAGUUCAUCAGCUCUGAAGCCAACAAAUCUACCAACGAUGAGCCGUCAGAAGACGAAGAAGAAGAGGAGGAAGACGAACGAAUGCGUGGUUUGCCUUAUAUUAUUGAAAUUCCACGUGAAGAGAUCGUACUGAAACGACAUGUCAGAGCGUUUGAUGAUGAUGAAGAUGCUGACAAGACUGGAGAAAUAAAAAUCGAAGGCUCUGAGCCAAAUUCAAGCCAAACUGUUAACGGUGAAGUCAAGAAUGAGGAUAAGAAAGCCGAAAGUCAAACGUCAGAAAAGAGUCAAGAGAAUAAAGAUUCUACAAAAGAUGUUCAAAAGUCUUCAGAAACCGAAACCAACGACGAUGUGGUCUACUACGAACAAAUAUACAAUGCUGGUCACUUUUACCGUCACGGCGACUUUGUUUUGGUCUACAAUCCGAAGAAACCGUUCUGUGACGUGAUGCGAUUGGAGAAGAUUUGGCAAACACCAUCUGGCGAACGUUACUUCAGUGGACUUUGGUUCUGUAGGCCGUGCGAAACUACAUAUGAACCUUCGAUCAAGUUUUACAAAAAGGAAGUCAUUUUGGUAGAAGGUCGAGACCGUGUGGAACCAGUGGAGAGAAUUCAAGCCAGAUGUGCUGUUUUGAGCAUGAAAGCUUGGCAAGCUAGUGAGUUUUUGGAAGGAUUUUUAUGAUUUUGAAAAUAAUCUUUUAUUUUUGAAAGUAAAAAUAUGAAGGAUUGUGUUAGGACGUGUAUUUUUCAAUUUUAGGUAUGAAAUUUUGAAGAGGUUUGGAUUUUUUAAACAUUUUUUGUUUUAGCACGACCAACUGAGAUUCCAGAGUGUGAUGUGUUUGUGUUGGACCAUAAAGUGUCAGGAGAUCCAAGAGAUCAAGAGAAUUUUAUGAGAUACACGGCUUCAAAGAGCUUCAGAAAGAUCAAGGUAGGUGGCUUUUGAAAUUUUAACGUUUUUAAAUGGGUUUUUGUGUUGCAAAUGUGUAAUGUUCUUACGCUUAAAUGAAUAGGUUUCUAGGCUUGUAAUGAUAAAACUUUUUGUCAUUUCGCGGAGUAGUACUGUAAUUUUUACGAUUUUCGCAUAAAAAUUACAUUUAAAAAAAGUAAUAUCAUAUUGAAAUAGCGAACAAACAUCAAAAACAGAAUGAUGUUGUUUGUGUGAAAGGCUUGUUCAGGUAUAUUGAAUUUGAAAUUCAAGAUACCAUAGCAACCCCAAGUGCAGUAUGAGCUUUAGAAUGACAUGAGAAAUUAAAAGCUUGCGAAUAUUUAAAUUAAUUUACGAAAUUUAAUAUCUAUUCACGAAGGAGACAACAAAUCUUAAAAUGCAUUUGGUAGUAUAUAUAGUUAUAAAGGUCUCAAUACAAAAAUGUUGAGCUAUAUAACUUAUUUAUGAUAUUUAAAGUCAGUAACUUAAAUGAUAAUAUAUAGUUGUAUUACUAUAUAUUCACUGGACAAUUUUAAACUCACAAACCACCAAAAGCACACUGCAUAUAAAACACCUUUUGAUUGGCGAAAUAAGAGACAAAUAAAGAAGCCACACAUCAUAAUAAUGUUUCACAUACAAAGGCCGCAAUUUCCAAUUCGGUUCGAAAUGGUCGAGAAGUAGUAUUAGCUGAUAGGAAUUUAUGUGGAAUUUUAAACAACCCUUUACUUGACUUUCUAUAGUUUCUUUUACUUAUAUUAACGUGGUUGUUAUCAUACGAAGUCACGUUGCUACAAGUGUUUUUUGCCUCUAGUAUUGUGUUUUGGGAUGGAGUUCCUCAAGUAUUCAAAAUAAGGUCUUGCCGAGUUUAGGUGGUUGUUUUUGCACUAUCAAUUUCUGAAAUUACUGAAUUUACGAGAUUUGAUGUGUAAAGUACGAUAAAUAAUGCUCUGGUUUGCAAUCUUUACUCAUUCUUUGUAGUAUUAUUACUCUUGUUGCAUAUGGAAGCUUUCCUUCUUGGCACGCCCGCGAAGUACACGGAUGCAUCUGAAUCUAAAAUUACCGUUUCUUUCUCUCGCAAUGUGUUUUGCGACUGUUUUUACGCAAUGAUCUCUCACAUCGGCCGCCUCGGACCCUUUUAACGGUCCGUUUUCCCCCUUUUGCGUAUCGGGCGGCCCCCAUCCCCUUUGUGAAUAAAGGUCUCCUCUUCCUACGUCUUAUCGGAUGGCUACCUUCUCUAAAUUUCUUUUUUGUCAGCGCCUACUAAAAGUAUUACGUUUCUGUCUUAUGUUUCGUCCGAUUCAACGUUCUUUCUUUCUCUUCUCUCAAAAACCCAAAUUGCAGUCUUGUGCAUAACAAUUUCGCAGUUGACCCUUUCUGUUAAACGGCAGGCCUGGGUCUCUUUUCGGUUUACGAUGAACUAUAACUCUUCUAACCGUCUGCGCCUUACCCCCUUUCAAUGAAAAAAGACCGAUAUUUGCGCUGUUGUAAUGUCUACGCGUUGGGCGACAAACUCGAAGCACCACCGCGUCCCAAUUUUUAAGACUGCACCGCGGCGCCCUGUGUGUGCUCUCUAAACCUACAUGUUUCUAUGCGCUCUCGUAACAUUUGAGCGCUGUUUCGCUUCACUAACUGUUUUUCUCUCUUUCCCGAAAUUUUUGACUCGACCCCGCCGCAGCCCACCAAAAGGCCAGCCAGUCGAAGCGGUCGCCACUGCCUCUCUUCUCUCAGCCACCUCUAUCUCUGCGUUUCGGUUUUCCCUCUCCCCCACUACUCCGCAGCCCAGCUCGCCCCAGCCCCAGUCGCCUUUCACGCCCGUAUUCAGUUGGUUUUCAGUCCGCUCGAAAAAUUUUUGCGUUUCUCCCGCGGAAAAGCGAAGAAGAAGAAGAAGACCAAGUCGUUGAGACUGGGUGGUGCUGAGUGUGUGUGAAAGAAGGUUCACCACACCCGAGACCGGUCCCCCAACACCCGUCCGUCCGUUCAGCGGCGCGCUCGCCUUCCCCAACCACUUUUCGUCUUCGGUGUGUCUUCUGCCCCCUUUUUUGCGUCUUCCUCCCCCCAGCCAGCCCCAUGCCCCAGCAGCGAACGCGAGCGGUUCCCGUUCGUUGCUCUUCGUUCUGCCUCCGCCACGGCGGAGCAGAAUCAGCGCCGGCUGAGCGCGAAUCGUCACCAAUUUGAAGCCUUGCGGGGUCGGUACGGCGAGAGAAGAGGGGGCGCGACCGCACCCUGCUUAUGGUACUGAUACCGAUUUUUUGAGGUUGGUUCUAACGGUAGGGUUUGAUACUUGUUAUACGUCAAGUACUGAGGGGUGUUACUUGUUGUUAUCAUUUGUUGGGCACGUAUUUUCUUCAACCUUGAAAUUUUGGCUAGUCAAAUCUAUUGAUUUUUUCAAUACGUUUAUGUUUUGUUGUUCUAACGUUCGGCAGUAUGUAAUAUAUUAUUUGUUAAGAAUAUGUUAUUCAAAAAAAAAGUGUCAAAGGGUCUUUGUAAUAUGUUUUUUUUUCUAUAUAUUGCCCAAAAAAUUUAAACUUUUAGGUAGGAGGUAAUUUUUUUUACGUAACUUGAUAUUUUUUACUGCAGAAAAACUUUCAGCACACAUUUUUUAGCUAAAGUUUAGAAUCAUAGUGUUUCGAAUUUUUUACAAGGUAUAGUGAACAGUUUUUGUUUCUGGACAAGUCUUGCUCUUAUCCGAGUCAAGUCUUUGCCGCGUUGAGAUUGUGAAGUCAAUGCAUCCAUUUGACAUAAAGGCUCUUUUUGUUUUCUUCGCGGCCCGCUUUUUCUUCACGGAGCAGUUCUGAAGGCGAUAGCAAUUUUAGGUCUUUUGCACUCUCUUCUCUCUUGCCUUUUUAUACCGUGAUGACAUCGUGUUUACAUGAUGCGCAAACGUGAGCAAAACAUGUAAGGCAGUAUGGAAAAUAAAAAUGCGAAGAAUACAUUUUUUCUUGAUUUUGACAUUGAUUUUUUUAAAUUUAGGUUGAUUGAAAUGUGUAGUCCAGUAUAUUUUAAUGAGCCGUAGUAUAUUUUAAAGGCUUAGCAGCACGGAUAAAACAGAUUUUUAAAACUAAAAAAAUCGCGCAGAAAAAAAUUUUUAACGUUAGUGAGAGCAUCUUUGAUAACCAAAAUCACCGUUCUUUCUGCAUAUACACUCAAGCAAUUUUGCAAAAUGUGAAAAAAUUGUUUUGCUACACCACCCCCACUUAGCUCCUGCGCCAACAAGCAACAAGACCCCACUGGCUCCUUCUUGUUUAGGCUCUUCACCCCCUAAUACUUACUUUCCUUCUCAUCCUCCCACUACUGGUCUUCCCCCACCCGCUUUUUUUCGACCCGCGUGAGCUGCGUGGACGCCCCGAUCCUGAACGGGGAGCCCCGCUCUUCAGCUUCCCCCGCCGCCUGCUUCUUCGUCCUGCCUUACCGCUUUUGUCAUCGCCCCGGUCGGUUGGUCAAUCCCGGGCGUGUUGAGUAAUGACCAGCGGGAACGCUGCGAGAAAAGAGGAAAUAAAAAAUGUGUUUUCAUGCGAAGUGUUCAGAAAUUUGAACGAAAUGUCAAAGAAUUUAUUGGAAAAAUAUUAUUUUUGAUUUUUUGGGGUACUAAUGGUGGUUUUUAAAAAAAUAUGUUGAAAAAUAAAAAAAAAAGAAAUAAAAUUUGUAGAAAAUUCAUAAGUUAAAAAAUUUUUCAAUUUACAAAAUGUGCGCUGUCAAACACUAUACAUUUCACCUCUUUUUUAAAUUUAAUAUGCGAUUUCUUGAUUUAAAAUAUUUUUUAAAAUAAAAAAUUACGAAUUUUUAAUUUCAGCAAUAUCCACUGUCGCCUGCGGUGCCGGAUGACGAGAUCUUUUAUUUCAAAAACCCAAUAACUAUGGAACGUGUAAGUUAUCUCAAAUUUAAAAUUUUUUCAAGGCUUUGUUUUAACUUGUUAUUUUUAAUUUUAAAAUUUUUUUACACAAAAUUUUUUAAAUAAAUAAAAAUUUUAUUUUAGGAACUCUCGUCCGAGGUGGCGAAGCCCGAAAACGCCCUCCCAAUCGACCAUCACGAUUUGGAGAACGAGGAUCGGCAUGUCACGGAGCAGUUGGAGAGCACGCCCGCUCUCAAAGACAUUGCUUGGCUUGCCAAUCAACCCAAACUCAAUGCCAAAUCCAAGUCUGGCUACAUUCUGUUUUCGGCCGAAAUCCGCAAGCGAAUCAUGAACGAGAAUCCGGAAGCCGGCUUCGGCGAGGUCAGCAAAAUCGUGGGUGUGGAGUGGAAAAAGCUCACCGAAGAACAGAAACGGCAGUACGAAGAGCGGGCCAACAUCAUCGCUGAUGCUCGGGCUAAGAACGAUCUUUUAACACCAAACAGCAAGGUUUUACAGGUAGGGUAAUAUUGAUUUUGGAUAAAAGAGGGGGGGGGGGGGUUAAGGCCUUUUUUUAAAAUUUUUAUUGUUAUUGGAAAACGUUUAUGAAAAGACGUGAAAAAUGAUUUUUAAAUGCUUUUAAUUUGCAUGAAAAUUUUAAUAAUCAACUUUUUUUUAGCCCGGAGAAAUCCGAGUUCACGUUUGUAAGUGGCACGGCUGCGACUUCCAGUUUGAUCAUCCGGACGGAUGUUUCGAACACAUCCGCGUGAGUCACGCAUCGGCUGACGAAAACAAAGUAAUCAUCGAUGGAGAAGCUCACUACGCGUGCUUGUGGAUGACAUGUGUUAAAUAUCGCCAAACUGGAAAACCCUUCCCAUCAUUGCCACGACUUUUGAGGCAUAUUCGAGAAAAACACAUGCCCGCCUCGGGUAAAGUGAUUCAGCCAAGUCAAAAGGGAAAGUAAGUGAUUUUUGGAUGUUAUUAAAAAUUAAAGUUUUUGUUAAUUUUGAUGGUAGAACUUCGGAAAACGCUAUUUAACGUCAACAAUUCAUUCUCAAGUCUAAAAUCUCAAUUUUUCAGACACUUUUUCCAUUAUCUACCUCAAUCCGAGCCCUCAAACAACUCGACCAAAGAACAAUCUCAUGGCUUGUUUAUCAACCAACCCAAUGGAGUAGUAACUCCUAACGCUGUUGCCCACAAAACCGCCCUCCCCUUGGACGGCCCGCCAACCGCCACCACUUCAGUAGCGUAUGUAUCCACCCCAUCGACGUCGGCUGCCGCCCAAGCCCACACCCCUCAAGUCUACGUCCAACAAUCUAUCCCAGCCCAAUCAACGGCCCAUAAUACACCACACACAAGUUCUCAUGGCACUACUCAAGUGGUACAGGUCAUAAACGGCUCCAAUUUGACCAUUAAUGGUAAUCAAGUGGCGUACCUAAAUGGCUCUUCCACUCCUUACCAGGUAAUAGUCAAUCAUCAGCCGCAAACCAUCCAAGCUCAGCCAGGCCAACAAAUUGUAGUCCAACAUUCCAUGCCUUCUCAACAACAACAGUCGCACAUUGUCGUACAUGGGAGUACGCCGGUACAACAGGGUCAGUACGCUUUACAUCAGCCUCAAACCUCAACAUUCCAAGCACCAGCGCCACCAAAACCCGAACCACUAUUUGUACCGCCGCCAAAUAGCAUCAAAACCAAACGGGUACUACAUUCGUUGACCUACUUCAAGUACGUCGAGAACAUGAACAAGGUCAGGCAACGGGUGAACGGACAUGAACGCCCACAGAAACUGAGGUCGGAUCAGCGCAAAACGCUAAUACAGUGGCUAGGAAGGGUAAGGAAAUUGAGUUAAAUUUUUUGGGGCGGGAUGUCAAUAUUGAUUUUGGGAGAGAAAAAAAUUGCUGAAAGUUUACUUUUUCAAUGUUAUUUAUGCAAAUUUCUGAAAAAUUUUAGUGUUUUAUGUAACGAAUGAUAUGUAUUGAUUGUGAAACGAAAUGUCACUAUUGAUUUUCCAUUUUUCAGGACGAAAAUCAACGAGUUCGCGACGAUGAAUUGACCCGUGCCUUGAACCGACUACGUGAUGACAUGCUGGAUAGCUCAGUUAACGUCAAAACUGUCGAGUUAAGCCUAAACGAGCUAUAA
Molecule: messenger RNA, 11564 nt
Organism: Bursaphelenchus okinawaensis
Lineage: Eukaryota; Metazoa; Nematoda; Chromadorea; Rhabditida; Aphelenchoididae
Source: the annotation of a GenBank genome assembly